UGCUAAUGCCAUUACUGCAGUUGUUCACUGGAAUGUAAAGGACAAAGCUGUACGUCCUUUUCAGAAUGAUCUGCCAAGAAAACACCGUUCAAUAUGGAAGCUGGGUAUUUAUAAUCGGAGGACUGCUCUACCUGUUACGGCAGAUGACCACACACACUCCAUAUGGACGUUAUGUGGAUACAAAAACCCCAGGGAUUAUGGUCUCAGCCAAGGCAGGAUGGUUCGUCCAGGAACUUCCAUCAUUUUUAGUUCCAGUGCUGUUGCUUUUGAUGACUGAAAGUUUUUCUGGCAUGGGACGAAUUUUGCUUCUCUGUACCUUUUGUCUACACUACUUUCAAAGGACUUUUGUGUUUUCCCUGCUUACUAAAGGCAGACCGUCUCCUCUUGAAAUUGUGGUGUAUGCAGUUAUUUUCUGCUCUAUGAACGGAUUUCUGCAGGGUCACUAUUUACUCCACUGCGCUCAGUACAGCACAGACUGGCACAAAGACGCACGCUUUCUAAUCGGUCUGCUGAUGUUUUUCACAGGAAUGGCCAUCAACAUCCACAGCGACUAUAUUUUGCGAAAUCUAAGGAAACCAGGAGAGGUCAGCUACAAAAUCCCAAGAGGGGGAAUGUUUGAGUUUGUCUCUGGUGCAAAUUUCUUUGGAGAGAUUGUUGAAUGGUGUGGAUACGCUGUGGCCACCUGGUCCUUCCCGGCCUUCUCGUUUGCCGUAUUUACUGCUUGCUCCAUUGGACCGCGAGCUUACCAUCAUCACAGGUAUUACUUGGAGAAAUUUAAAGAUUACCCAAAGUCGAGAAAGGCUGUGAUUCCCUUCAUUCUGUAACAAAGUCAAACAGAAAUCAGUGCCGGGACAUCAAAACAAAAAUCGAUAACAAAGUUUACAGAACGAAACAUGUUUACCCUCUGUACUAAUAUAAACUGGAAGGACUGUCGUUGCUAUCCAACUGGUCAAAUAUUACACAUAGGACUGUUUCUGAGUUUUUAUUUUAUUAAGCACAUCAAUAAAAAGAUUUGUUUACAUCUGUA
Molecule: messenger RNA, 1027 nt
Organism: Misgurnus anguillicaudatus (oriental weatherfish)
Lineage: Eukaryota; Metazoa; Chordata; Actinopteri; Cypriniformes; Cobitidae
Gene: srd5a2a
Product: steroid-5-alpha-reductase, alpha polypeptide 2a
Biological process (GO): steroid biosynthetic process
Cellular component (GO): membrane
Molecular function (GO): 3-oxo-5-alpha-steroid 4-dehydrogenase activity
Source: RefSeq, a predicted model, not a curated record